AUGAGCAUCGAGGAUGCGAUGGGAAAUCGCCCUUUUCCGGGGCUGACUCGACAGCGACAGGUGUACGGACACGAGUCCCAGGUAGCCGCAAACUCACCUUCUUGGCAGAGCUCCCACCUCGGAAAGGAGGGCCGGGCACAGCGGUCCCUCCAGACCGCUCAGAACAGACAAGAGGAUUUGGAAAGGGAAAAAGCGGGAAAAGAGAGAAAGAAACUUGAUUUCGUCUUCAACUACCGGUUCAAGGGAUCAAACGAGUCUGAGGACGACCAGGAAGAGACAGAGACUGUCACGCCCCAGUCGCCUGUUCCCUGGGAAGGCGCUGCGGACCCUGGGAGCGCCGAGCAGGAUGAACUUAGGAACGAACGGACUGGGGAAAAGGAAGACGAAACGGAUGAAGACGCUGACUACGAUGGAAAUGAAGAGAGCGACGAGGGAGUCCUUGAUGGCCAACACUACAUAAAGCGAGGAAAAUGGCAAAGGCAAAAGCUCUUCGCGACCAAACGCCCGACGUGCACAAGGACUUCUUCGUGUGGCGCUUCUCUUCGACUCUCUUGGGCCCAAUACCCAUCGCUCGCUGCUUCACCUUCCCACAGCAAGGGCUACAGUAUACCCUGCGCCACUGGAGCAGCAGAUAUGCUUCCACCUCUCUUCAGCCAACCGGUCGCCCAAGCUGUCCCCGUGCCACCGCCCGUCGCUCCCGUCCCUUUCUCCUACCCUGUCCCCACCCCGGUUCCGACCCCUGUCCCCACCCCGGUUCCGACCCCUGUCCCCACUCCGGUUCCGACCCCUGUCCCCACUCCGGUUCCGACCCCUGUCCCCACUCCAGUGCAAUCCACCGUUCCCCCGCUUGUCGCUGCGCCUGGCCCUGUGCCUCUGCCUGGCCCUUUACUUUCCGGGCACAUGCCCGCCCAGUUGAUUCCACCCUUCUCGGUGCCUACGCAGUCUCCUCAACUUGCUUUUCUUCUUGCGUCUUCAGGCGUGGAGACCCUUGUCGGUCCGCAAACCACUGCGCCCGCAGCCCCGUUUGGGCUCCAAACGGCUUCCUCGCCUGUUGGAGCCCAGUGGGGGACAGAUCCCACACGCGAGGCCGUUUUGAGCCAGUCUCGAACCGCGGACCAGGCUUCUUUCCUGCUCGCCACCCCCGCAGACAGUUCUGUGUCUCCCUACCUGGCCUCGCCGGACAGGAAUAUCCCGGCUGCUGUGGCGAGUCCAGCAAGCUUCUCGCCUAACAGUCCUGCUCCAACCGCGCCGCUGCCUGGGGCUCCGAGGUCGCCUUCUGCGGCAUUGGCAGCUGCGGCUGCCCGAGCCGAGGCAGGGGCCGCGGGCGCGUUCUCUCAAGCUCCGUAUUCUCCUUUUUCGGUGUCGCCACAGACACCCGGGGGGUUGCAGGCUGCGCCUGCCUCGCCUGGCCCCCAGGCCGCGGUCGCGGCAGCUCAAGGUGGGGGCGUUGGAGGCAGUCUCCUCCCGUUCGGAGAUGCGCAGGCAAAUCAGCUUCGAGCCAUUCAAAGAAAUUAUGAGGGGGGCGUCCCUGGAGCGCCGGCACCGGGAAGUGCGGCGGCGCCACCCGGAACGCUUCAGAGGGGAGAAGCCGUUGUUUCUCUGUUGCCUCCCGGGUCGCCUGGGGGACCUGGAGGGAUCCCCCCCGCCUCCGUUCAGCCCAGAAGGUACCAGGCUGCCCCGUCCCUCGCAGGAGGCGCGGCCUCUUUGGCUUCUUCGCCUCCAUUUGCUGUCGUUCUCGUGCCGGACGAGGUAGGGGCUGCGACGGCGUCAGAAGCAAACGACCUGUCGAGGCAGGCCCAAACCGGGGGAGGCCAAAACGGAGGGGCAGGCACGACGCCGCCGGAGACCCCGCUCUUUCCGUCCACACCGGGUCUCGUAAAUCCAUUUCCAAAUCAAUUCACCUAUCCGCUCCUCUCCCAUCCACCCCAGACGUACCAGCCCGACAGCGUUUCGCCCUCGCCUUCGUCUUUGUUGUCCAUUGGGGGCGCGCCAGGAGCAAAUGAUGGAGACAAGAGAGCUGAAGCAUCGAGCAGCGGCAACUCUGUUCAACCUAGCGACAGUGCGUCUCUGGACGGCCGUGGGGGCCUGCAGUCUGUCUCGCCGUUCCCGCCUGUUACGCUUCAGGAGCGAGGGCGCGUGGCAGGUGCAAGGCCCUCGGGUGGAAGAGAGAGCCUUGUCGGAGACGGACAGUCUCAGGCUUUGCACGAACUGCUUCUGAGGCAAGAAUGGUUAAGGCGGACGCUGCUCGAAGAUCCUGAGCGCGCACGUUUCUCCUCUGAGCCACGAAACCAGGGCGACAGUCACUCCGUGCCGCCAGAGGAGCCGGAGAGACCGCAGUCGCGUUUCCCAGCAGACCAGAACGCUCGGCUGUGGCCAGAGAUACACAGAAGAGAAGGCGCGACCGACCGUCUUGCACAAGGCUCGCCUCUUCAGCCGCCAACGAGGGAAGGGACACACGAGGAACAGGGAGCGAGAGAACAAGUCGGGGUGUAUGGCCCGCCGGACGGGAGGGAAGAAGGCAACCAAUACGCUAUGCUGCAGAGACGAAAGCAAGAAGAGAGAGAAGCGAGGGAGAGGCGAAAGCAGCCAGGACAGGGCGGGACCGGGGCAGAAACGCGCGGUGGCGCCGAAGCGACACAGCCAUAUGAACAAGAGGGCGUUUAUCCUCUCCUUCAAAUACCACACAUGGCGACGCUGCGAGAAGAGGAUAGUGCGCCCUCAGUCAUGAACAGAGAGCGAGAUAGAGAAGAAAUCAUCGAGAGAACGCACGAGACAGAUCACGCCAGAUAUCCUGGCCUGCCCCAGACGCGACGCCCGGAAACAUGCGCUCUGCCACCUUGCUGCUGUGACGAGAGGUUCUUCUGCCCGUCGCCGGCUUCGCCCGUGGAUAGUUCGGUUGCCUGCGAGAGACGCCGCGGAGAGCAGUCCGCGUGCUCGGGGAAGAUCGCCCGAGAGUGCGAUCCCGGACUUUUGUGUGUCAAUUACCGCUGUCUCCCGCCGCUACCUUUUCUUGCGGCUUCUUCCGCAUCAAGCGUCUCCGACCCAUUUCAAGAGACGGUGCCUCUGUCUCCGCAAAACCCGCCCCCGUUCCCUGGAGUGUCUUUCCCGCCUCCCUCCGCGUUUUCGCCGUCGCCUUCCAGCCUCGCCUGGACUUCGUCUCCGGCCGCUGCGUCUCCUCGCGCUGAACAGUCUUCUGUCUCGUCCUCCCUUUCCCGGUCGCUCGAGUUCCCCCUCCACCUUGGAGAGGGCGUGCCUGGGUCACUCGUUUGCCCGCCCGGCACACGGUUCACGAGCUCAGAAGCGGAGAGUUGGUCGGCCCCAAACCAGAGAAACGAAUCGUUUGAACCUGGCGCUCUUCGGCGCGGCCGCUGUCGCCCCAUACAGGGAGAGCUCUGCGGAUCGGACAGCGACUGUGGAUGGGACCGUUUUUCUCUGGCCUUUUGCGACUCUACAGAAAACCGGUGUCGCGCCGCCUUCCCCGACUCUUCGCCGUGUCUUUCGCAUCUUCAACGACUCCUUCGCCUUCUCUUGGAGGAAGAAAUCGAAGCACAGCCAGACAGCGAGAGGCCAGCUUCUUACGACGCGCCCUUCGCCUCGGAAUGUCCAGGAGGGCGCCAGGACGACAUUUUUUCUGCGGCCUUCGACGAGGAGAGGAAAACCCAGUCUCGGAGAACUGCGGAGCCCAGCAGACACGCAGCGAGCAUAGCAGCAGAGACGAGCUUGACGACGCCUCAGGUGCUUCUCGCUUGGCUGCCUUCGAAGCGCGUCACCGGAGGCAGACAGUCCGGCGACAGCCCACCCCGCGACAGACGGAAGGUCGUCUCUCUUUCACGAGACACUCCUGCACUGCCUCUCCCCACGCCCGCUCCGAGGCGACUAGAAGAACCCUGGACGGAACUGGAGGGCGAACGUCUGCAGCUUCUUCAGGAGGCCCGAAGGCGGUUCCUGUGCUGCGUGAUCGGCGACGCGACAUCCUCAGAGGGGAGCGAGGGACAGCUCUCUGUGCUCUCGCUGUUGGACUGGCGGCGGUCUCCAGAAGGCGACGCGUUUCCAGGUGUGCAGAACCGAGCGCGGGGCGUCUCCGCCUCGCACGCUGAGACGCGAGAAGCAGGAAACCUGCCGUCUUGGCUCCUGCCGAUCUUUCCCGACGGGGUUUGGGCGUGCGACGACGAACAGAGAUCCAGUGCCCAGGCAGACCGUGAACACGCCAGACGCCCGCGGCGAGACCCGCCCGACGCCAACGCCGAACGAGGAGGCCUCGGCGCCGGGACGCGUCGAGACCGCCCUCCCGUCGGCUUGUCGGCUGCUUCUUCCCCGAGACGAGAAGAGGAAGUGAGGAAGGACAGAGACGAGAGGAACGCGAGUGCGGAGUUUUUCGCGCAGCAGAGAGGUCAAGGUAAAAGAGAAGAGACGGCGAAACAGAAGGACGCACAGAGAGAAGAAGCUGAGGACGCACUCAGGCAACACACGGAGACACGGAGGGCGGAAGACGAACCUGCUUGGCCGGCAUCGCUGUCUGCCUCGUUGCUGGACUUUUUCCCCAGAGACAACGCCUCUUCUUCUCCUUCCGUUGACUCCUUAGCGUCUCCGUCCCUCGACGGACCUUCGUCUCUUGACGGAGACAGUUCAAGGGCGAGAGACGCCGACGCGGGGGCCGGGGCAUCCCAGCAGCUCGGCCCCGUUUUCAGGCACCGCGAGGCUUGGCAGGAUGAGCAAGAACGUGCGUCUCGCCUGCAUCUCCAGAGGGAAAAAGACAGGCGACGCAGAGAGGAGCUUCAAGUCGGAGAAGAGGAGCGAGGAGGAAGGGAGGGGAAAAGCCAGAGUGACCCAGCGGGGACAGGACCCGAGAGAGGUGUGGACGUGGCAGCGGGAGCCAGUGAGGCCGCGGAGACAGCAGGUGAAGUUUCCAAGAAAAGCGGCAAUGAAGGGGGCUGGACACUCCCUGUGUCGGCGAGAGGGGACCGCCCGCCGCUGUUUUCCACGCGUCUGUCCUUUUCGUUCCAAGCUUCUUUUGAGCAAGUGGCGGGAGAGAAGGACAGAAAGCGCCAAGAAGAGAGAGGAAUGGAGGACGGGCGCGCAGGCCGCGGUGAAGAGGAGAGCGGACAAAUCCACACGCCUGGGGAAGCAGGAAAGAGACGCAGAGGCGUUUAUUUCAACCGCGUUGCCAAUGGCGUCGCGACGGACGCUUCGGCUCCGCGGGAGCGUGAAGGUCGAGGCCGGUUGGAAAACCCCAGGGAGACACACGUGGGAACAAAAGAAGGAAGUGACUCAAGCGAAGAAGAACGCGAGACUGGAGAACCGGGACGUGCAGAGGACCGACAGGGAAGAAGAGAGAGCGACUCAGACGAAGGGCGAGAAAGACGAGAAGGCGACCACCGGAGAGACGCUUCAGGGAAGCUUCCGUCGUUGCCGAAUGGCGCUUUCGACGAAGAGAGGAAUCGAAAGCGAACAGGCAGUGAAGAGUAUACGGGGUCUCUCAACAGGGACAGCGCCGCUCCGGAGCACGCCCCGAGAGAACGCGGAGAAGAUCGACGGCAGCACCACGCGCCUGCGGACUCGCGAGGCGGGAUCGAGGGCGGAGAUACGCGAGAAAAACAAGCAGGCGAGACAGAGAAGGAGCGAAGCGCGAGAGAGUCAAAGGCGGAAGCAGAAAAACCCCACCUGCGGGAAGCGGAUUUCAACACGGAAACAGAUGGAGAAAAGAUGGAAGAGAGCGGCAAGGAAGAGCCAGCGGAGCCCUACCUUCUUCCCGAAGGAGAGGUCAUUGUCACUCUGGAUCGAGGAGGGAAAGGAACGCCGUUGAACCGCCUAAAAACACGCGACAUUCUCUCGCUCCAGAGUGCGCUGCUCCGCGCCGCCUCCACCCUGCUUCCCAUUCCUCCCCUCUUAGACACUAGGUUUGUCUCUUCCGCGAACACGAACUGGAAUUCGGGAGACGAAACCGCCGAAGCCGAGAAGAAAGAAGAUCGAGAGGAUGGCUACGAGUCCCGCGAGAAUACGAGACAGAAGCGAGAAAGCGACGACUGGUCCUGGGCAGUUCUGUCUGGCGCCGGAGACGAUCGUCAGGUGUGCAUACACCUCGUUCUCCGGUGUACCGGUCCUCGGUGCAGCACCAGCGUCCUUUCUCCCCACCUGCGAGCAGACGAAGAAGAUCAAAAUCUUUCUCUUCCCCUUUCCGCCUCUCCCUCUGCGUCUGCCUUUUCAGUCUUCGAGGCGGCCCGCCCGUCUGAGACUGAGGCGCACAAGAGUUCUGAGACGCAAACGCAGCCGGUCGGGGAGAAGACGGCCGGCAGGAAGCGGAGCACAGGCACCGACCUCUUGGCAGCUCAGCUGGAGAAGAAACUCCUUCAAUUUCGAGAUUUCCUGCUGCCGGCCAAAGGCGCAUUGGGAGACGUGGGCUCCUCUCCCUCCCGUUCGUCUCGAGAUUUGGACGAAUUGGAUCCGUGGCUAAGCGAAACAGUCAGAUCCCGUCGCGCGCGCGUUUCUCUCUUGCUCGCUCCAAAAUCAACCCAGAAGCCGCUUUCCGCGUCUUCGUCCCUCUCGCCUCUCGCGGCCGUCCGCUUCUCGCCUUCCGCUGCUCUGUCCUUCUUUCUCUCUCCAAAGCUGAACGAUCCCGAAGUGGCCUUCGCUGACGCGCUCCUGGACCGCUUUUUUCUCCUUUUUUCUGGAGAGAACCAGGAGCAGGGAGAAGGCCGAGAUGGCAGGGUGACUGAAGAGUUGACUGAAGAGUCGACGAGAGAGGAAAGGAAACACCAGAGCGAAGAGGAAAGCGAAGACGAACGCGCCGAAGGCCAGGUGCUGCGGUACUUGGAAGAUCUGUUUACACACACGGAGGGAGAAGUGCGGGCCUCUGUACUCUUUCUGCUUCUCAGCCAACUGUUUGGAGGCGCAGACCCUGGCGCGCGUCUCGAGUCUCCCCUUGUGUCUCCUUUCCUUCGUUCCUCUGCGGUUUCGGCCUCCCACCCUCUGGGGCCUCACGAACCAUCCGAGAAGAAAAGAAAGGAGAACGACGAGCAGCGAUUCUACCACGCUUUUCUGCGGAUCUGGAAGGAAGUGUUGCAGAGGGAACUCGGCGAACUGUACGGGCCGACUGUGUCCAUCGAUGCUGUCGGGCACCAGGCGACGACCGCCGUCAUCCACUUCUCCGCAAACGCAGAGACGAUCAUCGCCGUCAAGCGGCAUGCGAUGCUGCCAAGGAGCUCCCUUCUGCAAAACAGCAGCUUCUUCCAGGGUCUGAGGCCCUAUGAAAUUCUCCUUUGUCCAGGUCACCAAGUUCCCUCGCGUUCUGUCGCCGCUGUCUCGCCCUACCAAGACCUGCUCUUUCUCGUCAAUCUCAGUCGGGUUUCUUCUCAGUUGACCUCUUGGGUUCCCGGUCUUCUCCAGCCGUCCGCUGCGCCGCCCACCUCCUCGGCACGUCCUUCUUCCUCCGCUGUCUCUUCCUCUCCCUCGUCGCCCGCGGGUGCGUCUCCUGCCUUGCCUCCCGCGUCUUCUGUUUCUCCGCCGUCUCCGAGUCCAGCGCCAACCGGUGUGUUGCCUGUCUUUCCGGAGCCUGCAGACGCGCCGGCUCCAGAGGAACAGGACUUGUCUUCCUCCUGGAACGCCUUCUCUCCGUCCCCUCAGGCAGAAGAGCGCGAAGAGGCGAGGAGCGACAGGCGAGAAGGCCACGCCCCCGAGCAGCUGGCGAGUUCGCCCCCGGCGCGGCGAGGCCGGCUUCCGUCCGCGCCGUCGUCCCCUGCGGGAGACGUGCUCGCGAGCACAGGUUCUGAUGAAGAAGCAAGCGAGAGAUGGAAUCUGAGAGGAGGGAUGCUCCCUUCGAAGACUCACCGGCGGCUCUCGCUUGAGCGCUGGCAGCAAGGCGAAAGCCUACAGAGAGAUUCCGGCACUUUCUGCUUGUCAGACAGGGAAGAGAAUGCAGAAGAGAAGAACGGAGAGAAGAAGGAAGAGAGGGAGGAAGUCGAGGCGGGGGUUCUCCCCGAGGAUCCGGGAAGGGAGGAAGACAGAGUCGGAGAGCGGGGAAACCGCGGAAAAGAAGACACAGGAGAGGAAGAACCCGCCAGAGCAAGGAUCCAGCUUACCGAGAUGCAACAGAAGAAGGAACAGGGAACUUGUUCGUUUAGAGCAGAUGAAGAGGAAACUGGCCCGCGGCUCCUGGCCGCUGUGGAGGGUCACGACGCAUCCAUCGGACGUAGUGCCCGGCCGGAGUUGUCUCUUCUCUCGGCUGUUCUUUUCCUUCUCGAUUCGCUCGUCACAAGGGCGUGCGCAAACGUCUGCUACGGCAUGCGAGGCGAGACAACUUUUUCUCGGGGGCGUGGGAGAGGACCAGAGGAAGAAGGACACGAUAGAGAAACGCUGGGGGUUUCCGCAGGAGCUGAGGAAGGCGGCUCAACACCUCUGGACCCCCAAGACGGCAGCCUGGCUGAAGUUGCUGCAAUCCCUGUACGAAUUCUUCCGACUCCGUACAGCACUCCCGAGGCGCUUCUUCCAGUCGUUUCCUCCAUUAAACGUCACCUUCUCUUUCCCCUGUCUCCUUCCGUCCCCCUUCCCCUCGCUUCUUUCUUUCCUUUCGGUUCCGUAGUCGUCCGCUGCUCGACUGACCCGCGGCUGAGCGAAUCUGUAGACCUCACCAGUUCCACACAAGCCACGGAGACCGGGGACUUCCUGUUUCACCACGCCUUCCCAACUUCUUGGAAACAGGCAGGAUCCCAACCCUCCUCGCCUUUUGGUUCUUCACCUGCGCUCUGGGGAGUCACGGGUGAGGCGGGGCGGGUGGGUACAGAAGGCAGAAGUUCAAAACGCGGCGAGCGCGAAACGCCCGUUCUCGCAGGCCAAGCAGCGUUUCCUUCUGUCACCCAGACAGGCUUUUCCGUGCGAGGAGCGUCAAAUCGCGGUGGGGACGUGAAGCAAGAAGAACUCCAAGAAGACACACAACGCGAAGGCGCUGGAAACGGCUCCGCGGGAGAGUCCGCGGGUCAUCACGGGAGAAAGUCGAAGCCAGGCCACGCCCUGACAGCGGAAGGAGAGGCAGUGGGAGAAGUCGGCACGGCAGAAGCAAGUGAAAGGCAAGACCCGAGUGAAGUUGAAAGCGAAAGGAAAGAAAGAGGCGAAGAGAAAUCGAAAUUCGAUGCAGCUGGAACAGAUGGCGAACGAGGAAGAGGUCCGUCGCCGAGGCGCUGGCGUACACCCGCAUCGCUUGCCGGACUCCUGAGGGAGCGCCCGAAGCGAUCAGACUCGCUUCGAGAUGAAUGA
Messenger RNA from Neospora caninum, 9246 nucleotides. RefSeq names its product putative glutamic acid-rich protein. NCBI's taxonomy places the organism in Eukaryota, Apicomplexa, Conoidasida, Eucoccidiorida, Sarcocystidae. The record is from RefSeq and is a predicted model, not a curated record. The transcript has 10 exons. Bases 1 to 9246 code for a protein of 3081 amino acids.